Molecule: messenger RNA, 579 nt
Organism: Hydra vulgaris (swiftwater hydra)
Lineage: Eukaryota; Metazoa; Cnidaria; Hydrozoa; Anthoathecata; Hydridae
Source: RefSeq, a predicted model, not a curated record
AAUAUGUUAGUGUAUUCUUUAUAAGAAAUGCAGUUAUUUUCAUAUUUUAAACAUAAACAAACAGCAUAAAAACAUGUGUGAUAACAAUUGGAUACAUUUAGCAAGUCUUGAAGAAAAUGUGCAAGCAACAAUUAGACUUGUUGUUAAUACUGAUGGAAUUCCUGUUUUUAAAUUAUCAAAGUGGACCUUGUGGCCUUUGCUAGCAUCCAUGCAUAAUUUUCCAUAUUCAUUGCAAAUUACUAAUAUUUUGUUUUUUGGUUUCUGGUCCAGUUUUAAAAAACCAAACGUGCAAUUAUUUUUAUCUUGUUUUGUUGAUUUUUUACUAACCUAUCCACUACUGGUAUACUCUUAUCUAAUAAUGUUCGUGUUUUUUUUCAUGUAUCUAUUUUUUUGUGUGAUACAAUUGCAGGAGCUAUGGUUUUUUGUUGUAGGUAGUUUAAUGAUUAUAAUGGUUGCCAUUGGUGUUCUUCUCAAGGGAAGACACUGUACUGUUGUAAAUAAUCUUUUAUCUGCAAUCAGUGUGCCAAGCAAUAUAAGACAGACUCGAUGAUCAUUAAGUUGUAUAAAGCAUUGGAAAGG